Molecule: messenger RNA, 3077 nt
Organism: Osmerus eperlanus (European smelt)
Lineage: Eukaryota; Metazoa; Chordata; Actinopteri; Osmeriformes; Osmeridae
Gene: c1qtnf12
Product: C1q and TNF related 12
Exons: 8
Coding region: 991-1941 (316 amino acids)
Molecular function (GO): hormone activity
Source: RefSeq, a predicted model, not a curated record
ACAGAGAGGGAGUUUACAGAGACGCACAGGGAGAGUGAGUGUAACGGAGCAAGCAGGGACCUACCACACAUUCACAUACAAACAGGGCUCUCUGAGAUGAAAAUGCGCACUUUCUUAUACUUGAUGAAUGAAAACCAGUGAGACGUGUACUACUGGUUCAGUUGGCCAGAAGCCGGAGAAGUUUGAUUUUUUUUUGACUUCUUCGUUUCUUUCUGGAGCUGGGAACACGUUUACCCUGUAGCGAGAACUGAAGACAGAAGGUCAAAGACUGAGAAAAGUGGACCAUCUCCAACUGUUCCUGGACUUUUCCUCUCUCUCCACUCUUGUGGGCAACGUAUGUGAGGAGCGACAGAUUGAAUGCUGAAUGGCAUGUCCCACCUCUCCCAACAACUGCACGGUACUAUGAGGAAGACCAGUCGCCCAGAGUAACAUCAAGAGAGAGGUGGGAUAGAGAGGAUUACUAUCCAUCUCUAUCAUUGGGCUCCCUCCCUCCCACCCACCCCCAGCUUCGACCGCCCCUCCUCUCCAACUCUCCCGUUGCCCCUUGUGCCCCCCCACCCCUCACCCCCCAACAGAGCAGAAAGCGUGAAAAAUCUCACUAAUGGGUUUAUUUGCUGUCAGAUCUGCGCUGAUCUGUCAUUCCUUGGGACCAUUCCACUUGACAUUUCAUAGCUGAGUAAGCCGCCUGGCUUCCCGACUAGAGUUAGCGGUGCCCCAGCAACACCCUGCUUGCUCAGAGCUCAUCAGGACCAGAGCAGCAACAGCAGUCAGUCUGUCUGUCUGUCUGUCAGUCAGUCUGACAGUCCCCCCCCCAGACCCUCAAGAGACCCUCAGAGCUGCAGCCCUCCAGUCUCCUUUACCCCUACUGAGAUCUCUGCAUUAGAGCAGGCGUCAGGCAGCAGCCUCUGUCUGUCUGACAGAACACAAUCCUCCUUAGAGGAUUCAGAUCUUUCCGCACGGAUCCUCGUGUUGAUUCUGUGGCGAGGGAAGAUGUGGUGUGGGCCUCUGGCAGUGGUGGCUGCAGUGUUGUGGACUCAGUGUGUCCUGCUGGAAGGGGUGGAUGCCAAGAAGGAGAGGAAGAGGCCAAAGGAGACCAGCCCACAGCACACUGAGACUUUCAAUGCUACUCUCUCCAACAGUGAAGAAGUUGGUGGAAGCACCAAGGUACCUGACAACCAAAGGGUUGACCCACUGGGAUCAUGGAUGGACUUUGUCAAACGACCCGUCGGCAACUUUCCUGGGAAGUGUCGCAAGAAACGACCCCUGCCUGGGCCUCCUGGUCCCCCUGGCCCUCCAGGGCCCCAGGGCCCUCCUGGCUCCCCUGGGGCAGAGGUCACCCAGGAAGUCCUGCUGCAGGAGUUCAAAGAGAUGAUCAAAGAGGCUACAGAGAGGAGAGCAGCCGUGGACAGACAGACCAGUCCAAGCCAGCUGCCCACAGCCUUCCUGGCCCUGGAAGGGCUGGCUUCUUACAGGAGGAUAGAAGAGGCCUUCCACUGCAAGCUGAAGGGACCUGUGGUUGUUGACAAAAAGACCCUGCUGGAGCUGCAGAACUUCCAGACACCACCUGCUAAAGGAGCCUUCCUGAGAGGCAGGGGCAUGGACCAGUCCACUGGACGAUUCACUGCUCCAGUCACAGGCAUCUAUCAGUUUUCUGCAAACGUUCAUAUUGACCACAACGAGGUGAAGAGGAGCAAAAGCCAACUCAGAGCCAGGGACAAUAUCCGAGUGUUGAUCUGUAUUGAGUCACUGUGCCACCGGUACACGUCAUUGGAAAUGAUUGUUGGAUUAGAAAGCAACAGCAAGAUAUUUACAGUCUAUGUGCAAGGAUUGCUUGAACUUCAGGUGGGACAGUACACCUCAAUAUUUGUGGACAAUGCAGCUGGGGCAUCAAUUACAAUACAGAAUGGCUCUGACUUCAUGGGCAUGCUGCUGGGCGUAUAGCCUCACCUCUCUCCAGUGGCCACAAGGACUCCGGCAACAGAUGCUGUUUGGGCCUACUGUAUCUCAGUGGACUACUAACUGACGUUCUCACCGUUAACAUGAGAGAUUGGAAAGAUGGCUGCUGACACAAGACUUGGGCAAUGUGGCCUCUGAACUUCUGGCAAAUGGAGGAAGGACAGUUAUGAAAGUUUGAGGACUGAGACUCUGUAAAUUCCUAACUGCAGUAUCAUUGGCCAAAAGAGUUUCACUUUAGGACAGAACAAUCUGAUGGACAAGACAGUGGAUUUCAUUUUCUUCCUCAAACACCAUGAACCAUGACAAGCUAUGGUUGUUCUGCAUCACAUUAUGAUGCUUUGUUAUCUGUUCCCUAUACAGACUUUGCACUGAUCAUCACAUAGAUGGAUGUGCAGUGUAGCGGAAUAGUGUAACUGUGUAUUUAUCUGUUUGGAUUGGAACCCAAAUUCAUUGUAUACACCAGUUAUUGCAUGUAAAGGGUUUAUCAUUUCAUCAAUCUCUAGUCAUUAAUUAUGGUACGUAGACUAUGUGACUACACUGGAUAAUACAAAUAUGCUCAGUGGAUAUUGUAUGGGCCAUCAGAGGCAUCUCUGUUAUGACAUCUAUUGCAACAUGUUAUUUCUGUUUUAUUGCAUUUAGAAAAUGAGUAUAGCCUACAGUUUUCAAGUGUACAGCUAUGGAAGGUACGUGAGGUGACUGAAUAAAAUGAACGUAGGACACUCGAACAAGCUCAGUACUAAACACUGGCUAUGCUAAGUGGAUCCAUCAACACACACCAUGAUGAGUAUUGUGGUACAUUUCUAAUAUUGGUUUCUUUUAGCACAGUCAAUGAAGUAGUCUGUAAAUUAUGAUUAAAUAUUCUCUAGUAAUACUUAACUAAAAGCUGUUAAAUUGAAUGUUUUUGGUAUUUAUGUUUCUGUGUAUCCAAAUAUUUAAUGAAAAACGAUUGAACUUAGCCUAUACCUCGUCUGAACCUAAAUAUAAAUGAGAAAGAGUAUUAAGACCAUAUUAAUUCCAAUUAAAUGUCAUAUCUCAUUCUGAUUAUAUUUUUUCAUUAGGUCUUUUGAUAUUGUACUAUAAUCAAAAUUAAAAUAUUUUAAAUAAAGGGUCCUAUAUCUGUU